AUGGGUGUUCCGGCGCUUUUCCGAUGGCUGUCGAAGAAGUAUCCCAAGAUCAUCACGUCUGUGGUCGAGGAGCAACCGUUCGACAUAGACGGGGUCAAGUAUCCUGUUGACACGACAAAGCCCAAUCCUAAUGGCGAAGAGAUGCACAACUUGUACCUAGACUUCAACGGUAUAGUCCAUCCAUGUUCACAUCCCGAAGACAAGGCUCCUCCCGCCAACGAGAGCGAGAUGAUGCUGGAGAUCUUCAAGUACACCGAACGCGUGGUAAACAUGGUUCGACCUCGCCGGCUGCUAAUGAUCGCUAUCGACGGCGUUGCGCCCCGAGCAAAGAUGAACCAACAGCGUGCCCGUCGAUUCCGAGCCGCCCAAGAAGCCCAGGAGAAGAACGAACAACAAGCUGAGUUUCAAGCUCUGCUUCGUCGUCAACAAGGCUCAAACGCCGACAACGUCACUUCUGAAGAGCAAGUCGUCAAGAAAGUAUGGGAUAGUAAUGCCAUCACGCCUGGCACCCCAUUUAUGUUCAUUCUCGCCAAAUCUAUCCGCUACUGGUGCCAAUGGAAGCUCAACACGGACCCAGCGUGGGCUGACAUGAAGGUCAUUAUCUCUGACGCCAGCGUACCUGGUGAAGGUGAGCACAAGAUCAUGCAAUUCAUUCGCUCUCAACGCUCUGAUCCUGAGUAUGACCCAAAUACUCGGCAUGUCAUGUAUGGCCUGGACGCCGAUCUUAUCAUGCUUGGUCUCGCCACACAUGAGCCCCAUUUCCGUAUCCUUCGCGAGGAUGUCUUCUUUCAGGAUGCCAAGACAAAGAACAACUGUCGAUUGUGCGGUCAACCAGGGCACUACGCAGAUCAAUGUCGCGGUACUGCAAGAGUCAAAAGUGGCGAAUUCGAUGAGAAAGAGAAGAAGCCAGAACAGAAGCCCUUCAUCUGGCUGAGCGUCUCUAUUCUACGUGAGUACCUAUCAGCCGAGAUGUUCGUUCAGGGUCAGCCAUUCCGUUUUGACCUUGAGCGUGCAAUCGACGACUGGGUCUUCAUGUGCUUCUUCGUUGGUAAUGAUUUCCUGCCCCAUCUGCCCAGUCUAGACAUUCAUGAAGACGGUAUCGAUAAGCUCAUUGCAAUUUGGAGGGAUAACUUGCCCAUCAUGGGUGGCUACCUGACAUGUGAUGGUUCAGUCGAUCUCGCUCGUGCCCAGUGCAUUCUUCAAGGUCUUGCCAAGCAGGAGGAUGCCAUCUUCAGACGACGACGUGAAGUAGAAGAAAAGAAGGAGCGCAACCAGAAGAGACGCCAGAACGAGCAGGACAGCCGAGAUGGACGAGGUGGUAACAAGCGUGGCCGACGUGGCUCGCCAGAUUACAACAGAGGCGGCAAGAUCGACAACAGAGCUCCCACUAGUAAUGGAACGUCUAUCGUCUUUGCCGAUGCGCCCACCGGACAGAUCGACUACAACAUGAUUGUCAACAGAGGCGCUGCGGACAAGUCCAUAGCAUCCAACAAAAGUGCCGCCGCGGCUCUGAAGGAACGCAUGCUGGCGAACAAAUCAGCAGAAACUCCGACGAAGCCCAUCAACGGAUCUGAAGACACACCACAGAGCACGCCUGGUUCGGCACUCGGCAAGCGCAAAUCUGAACUUAUGGAAGAUGAUGCUGACUCCGCGGACUCUGGCACGCCCGGUCGAAACACGCCCGUAAAGGAGACCGCCGCCAAGCCCAAAUUUGACCCCGACAACCCACCUCCAGAUACUGUUCGUUUGUGGGAAGAUGGCUAUGCUGAUCGGUACUAUGAGCAGAAGUUCCACGUGGGACCUGAGAACCUCGAAUUCCGUCACCAAGUGGCACGCGAUUACGUUGAAGGCCUCUGCUGGGUUCUACUCUACUACUUCCAAGGUUGCCCAUCCUGGACCUGGUACUAUCCUCAUCACUAUGCGCCUUUUGCCGCAGACUUCCAAGACCUUGACAAGAUGGUGGUGAAAUUCGACAAAGGCAAGCCUUUCCGUCCCUACGAGCAGCUCAUGGGUGUCAUGCCCGCUGCCUCGAACCACACGAUCCCUAAGCCUUUCCAUCCACUCAUGACCGACGAAGACUCCGAGAUCAUCGACUUCUACCCAGAAGACUUCGACCUCGACCUCAAUGGCAAGAAGCAAGCCUGGAAAGCCAUUGUACUCCUUCCCUUCAUCGACGAGAAGCGUCUACUUGCUGCUAUGAACACCAAGUACCACCUUCUCAGCGAGGACGAGCAUGCCCGCAACGAUCUCGGCCACGAAGCACUCCUGGUCUCUGACCAGAACGCACUGUACGAUCUGAUCGCCACAGAAUUCUACUCCAAGAAAGCCAGAACCGACGGCUCCAAAGUCAAGCUACCCACCAGCAAAGGCCGCCUAGCAGGUCACGUCAUCAAGAACGCCGAUUUCCUGCCGAACAUGUUCCUUCGUGGCCCCGAAGAGGACAUCCGCAUGGAGCCCGACGUCGAAGACGACCGCAGCAUGAGCGUACACUUCAUCAUGCCGCCCGCUACCCACGUCCACAAAUCGAUGCUCUUCCCAGGCGUCAAGCUUCCUCCUCCUGCACUGGACAAAUCCGAUCUCGCGAUCCUAAAGUCCAAGGCGAGGAACUCAGGACGGGACUUUGGUGGUGCGCCGCUGUACGACAAUACGCGCCGUGACCCCAUGGAUAAUCAGCGUGCGCCUCGGAUCAAUUACGCGGCAGACCGGCCGCCGCCGGGUGUAGGAGGGUUGCCGCCGCCACCGUUUCCGCCCCCGUUUCCGCCGCCGGGCGUUACGGCGCAGGAUAAUCCUUUUGCAGCGUUUUUGGACCCGAAAUUCGCGGCCGGUAUGCCUUCAGGCGGGCUCCCGCCCCCUCCACCGUUGCCUGUCGUGUCGCGUGGCGGAUAUGGCGGACAGGGCCCGCCCCAGCGAUAUGAUCAGGGAGGCUACGCGAAUGGCGGUGGUGGUGGUGGACGAUCGCAAGGCAAUGGCUACUAUGGUAAUGGACAGCACGGUGGAGGUGCAGGUGGAUAUCAGAAUGGAGCCCGCCCUGGCGCUAAUGGAGGAGGGCAAUAUGGACAAAGCCGCGGUCAAGGCGGGUAUGGAGGCCAGCAGCGCGGAGGUGGUGGCGGCGGUUAUGGCCGUCGCUAG
Molecule: messenger RNA, 3129 nt
Organism: Cyphellophora attinorum
Lineage: Eukaryota; Fungi; Ascomycota; Eurotiomycetes; Chaetothyriales; Cyphellophoraceae
Product: 5'-3' exoribonuclease 2
Exons: 2
Coding region: 1-3129 (1042 amino acids)
Biological process (GO): nuclear-transcribed mRNA catabolic process
Cellular component (GO): nucleus
Molecular function (GO): 5'-3' RNA exonuclease activity; RNA binding; zinc ion binding
Source: RefSeq, a predicted model, not a curated record